AUUGCUUCAUUCUUUUCACCUUCUCCUCUGUUUCCUUGUUUCAUUCUUUCCACCUUCCCCAUGGCUGCUCCUUCUUUCAAUCUCGCUCUCUGCUUCUUCUUUCUUUUACAACUUCAAAUUGCCAUGCCAGAAUCCAAAAACUACAUAAUUCAAAUCGACCACUCCUACAAGCCUGCCUCUUUCCCAACCCACAAGGCAUGGCAUCAAUCUAUUCUCAAAUCAUUAUCCAAUCCCGUUCUUGAUAAGAAUUUUCUCUACUCCUACAAUCAUGUCCUCCAUGGUUUCAGUGCAAGGCUCACUGCAACCCAGGCAGCAGAAAUUCAGAACCACUCUGCUCAUUUAGCUAUCCACGAGGACUCUUUUGGGCGGUUGCUUACCACCCACUCACCGGACUUUCUUGGCCUCAACCAUAAAUCCGGCUUGUGGCCUGCAUCUUCACAGGGUGAAGGCACCAUCAUUGGAGUUGUGGACACUGGAAUCUGGCCGGAAAGUAAGAGUUUCAGUGAAGAAGGAAUGCCACCAGUACCAGAGAGAUGGAAGGGAAAGUGUCAGAAUGACAAAAUCAUGCCUUUCACUUGCAAUAACAAGCUCAUUGGUGAGGGGAACCAUACUACUUGUUUGCAGACAAUUACUGAGGAAUGGGGUGCAAUGCUAUGCCAAUCUCUCUUGCUGAAAGAAGGCAAAACAGUAGUUGACAAAGUUUUCAGAGCAAAAGUAGAUGAGCUGUUGCUGGCAAUAGAAAAUCACUAGAGAGCUGCUGCAGUUAGCAAUUAGCUCAUUGAUCUUAUAAUUUUCUAUUUCUUUUCCCCUUGAAAGGGCUCUUAGCAAUUAGCAUUAACCAAGCAUUUAACAAUAUGUUAAUGGUAAGUGUUGAAGAUAAAUGGAACACUGUGGCAAGGCUACUGUUCACGUUCACUGUUCAUGUCCAGUUCAGUUUCAAUUAUGUUGCUGAGAAGUUUCUUUGUUGAGUUUCCAAUGUAAUCUUCUUGUAUCUUUGAUGUUAAGUGUUUCACCUAAAUGUAUGAUUUGGCUUUAAUAGUAUCCAUGUGCCAUGCUCCUUGAUUUAUGGGGUUUAUAUCAUUAUUCAAAUGUAUUAAGUGAACACUGUAUGUGUCUGGUGUUGUAUUGUACAAAAACAUACCAGAAUUGAUGAAAAACCUAUGGAAAAUCAAUGAAAAAAAAUCUGAGCAUCAUCUCUAGCUCAGUUGAUGUUAUUUUCUUCUUCUUUUGAAUGUUUCCCAAGAUUAUCUCGAGUUUUAUGUUGCGUUGAAUCAAUUUUUCCUAACGGA
Rubroshorea leprosula is the source of this 1289-nucleotide messenger RNA. The record is from the annotation of a GenBank genome assembly. NCBI's taxonomy places the organism in Eukaryota, Viridiplantae, Streptophyta, Magnoliopsida, Malvales, Dipterocarpaceae.